Molecule: messenger RNA, 1187 nt
Organism: Drosophila subobscura
Lineage: Eukaryota; Metazoa; Arthropoda; Insecta; Diptera; Drosophilidae
Exons: 3
Coding region: 397-1140 (247 amino acids)
Molecular function (GO): DNA binding
Source: RefSeq, a predicted model, not a curated record
GGUCGUCGAGAAAGAAAAAAAGAAGCAAAGAGUAAUACAAUAGGUGAAGGCAUAACGCAAUAUCUGCCACGUCACUUGUGGAAAAUACAGCCCUGGGCAGGCUGAAAACAAAGAAAUUGAGAAGAAAGUAAGCGAUGACAAGCGCUCAACGAAAGCGUAGAGAGACGCCAGAAAGGGACAGCGACUACGUCGGCGAUUUAUAUGUCAGAAGGCGAUCAGAGGGCAAACGUACUCCUACGUCUCUUUGGGUCACUGUCAAAAAAGUGUCGAGAGCUAAGCAACGCGACGAGCGAAAGGCGAACGUGAAAUUGUAAAAAAAAGCGAAAAACUGUUACUAGUUCCUCCAUUCCUUUUGUUUAUUUGUUUUGGCGAUUGUGUUCCUUUUUGGCUUGUAAAAUGGAAAAGUUCGGUGCACCUCGUGGCAAGCGUCCGCGCGUUCAAAUAUCGAUGGAACAGAAGGAACAGGCCAUUGCCCGCAUUAUCAAAGGCGAGACCAAGGCCGGCAUCUCCCGUGAGCUUGGCGUGCCCGAGUCCACGGUCCGUGGCUGGGUGAAGCGCUCCGAGCAGCGCAUCGCUCGCGAGACAGACGAAAUGCAUAAUCCAAAAAUGAUGCCAUCACCGCCAAAGGGAUGGAAGGUACCGCAAAAGCGCAAGUUCAAUGGUCACCCUGUGCCUCCAGUGUCACCAGCUUCGAUGGCAGCUGCCCGAAAGUACAUCAGAGAGUCACUAGCGAUGCCAAUGCAGGCUCCAAUUCAGAUGCCGGCUCCUCGGCCCCAUCCGGUUGUCCUGCCACCGCUACCCUUGCUUUUUCUAAUGCCCCUUCAAUCGGUCUACGAGACGGACGACAGUCAGAUGAUCUACUGGUUGCACAUCUUCAAUGCGGGAAUCCUCAACUUCACAUGCAUCGCCACGGCCGCUUUCCAGCAGGCGCGUGCCCUUGGCUACGAUAAUCGCCUGACGUUGUGGCAGAUUAUUAACAAAUACGUGGAAGAAGCUGCACUCAAUGUGUCCACAAAUGGGGGUGUGUUCGUAAAUCCAUUGCCGAAACCCAAUCGACCGCGCAUUGGUAACAUUUCCCAAGCCAACGUGCCACAUCACAUCACAGCCGAGGAUGAUGAAGAGAACGAGGAACCCUGUUAAAGGCAACAAUCUCUUGGGGUUUAUAUAAUGUUAAUGACUAUCUUAAG